CAAUGGCGCCAGCACUAGGAAAGCGGAAGCGUGUCACGCGUGCAGAACUCGAGCAGUCCUCGCGGUCACCCUCGCCUUCGUCGGGCUCGGACGACGACUCGGAAGGCGAACAUCUCCAGGACAUCUUCCGGCGCGCGUUUGAAGCAAAGUUCAAGCCUCUGCCUACAGAACCCAAAAAGGCCAAGAUAGAAGGAACUCCGGUACAGGAAGACGAGUCGGAAGAAGAAGAAUCAGAUUGGUCAGGCAUAAGCGACCAUGAAAACGACGUCCAAGUGGUCGAAUACCACGACACACAGCACGAGCUCGACGAUACCGAACGCGCAGAAAUGAAAGCCUUCAUGUCGUCGAAACCGCCCACGUCAGUCUCGCGCAGCGCCGCGGCGGCGCAGAGCAGAAAGAAAAAAGACGACGCCGACGCCGCCGACGCGACCGAAGCCACGAAUCUCAAAAACGACCUUGCGCUGCAAAAACUGCUUCGCGAAUCGCACCUCCUCUCCGCCUCUUCCUCGGGCACCUCGACACCCAGCGCCCUCACCGCCACGGGUGUCGACCGCCAUAAAUCCAUGGACUUGCAUCUCCAGUCACUCGGCGCAAAGGGCUCCAUCUUUACGCAGAAAAAGAUGCCCAUGGCGCAGCGCAAGCACAUGGAGCUCAAGGCGCGCACAACAGAGGCAAAGCGCAGGGCAGAGGCCAAGGAGGCGGGUAUCGUGUUGGAGCGGGAGAACAAAUCCGCGUCAGGCAAGAAGGUGGAGAGGAAGAGGGACAGGGGCGUUGGCGGACCUAGCAUAGGCAAGUUUAGGGGUGGCACGUUGAGUUUGAGCAAAAAGGAUGUUAGGAGUAUUACUGGUGGGGGUAGUGCCAAGAGUAAGGGGAAGAAGGGGAAGAGGUGAGGAGGAGGCUAGAGUGUAAAUGAUACCCAGUUUAUGAAGCAAU
Molecule: messenger RNA, 933 nt
Organism: Exserohilum turcica Et28A
Lineage: Eukaryota; Fungi; Ascomycota; Dothideomycetes; Pleosporales; Pleosporaceae
Exons: 1
Biological process (GO): maturation of SSU-rRNA from tricistronic rRNA transcript (SSU-rRNA, 5.8S rRNA, LSU-rRNA)
Cellular component (GO): nucleolus
Source: RefSeq, a predicted model, not a curated record